GACGUCAUCGUCACGGAGCGGAGGAGGCUGGGAAGGCCGUGGGGCUUUGAGCGCCGUGCAAAACUUACGAGUCGUCUUCUUGUAGCAAAAAUCCUUGCAGCGACAGCCAUGUCGUCCUUGAGCACCAAGUCUGACAAGGAGAUCAACGAGCUGCUGGAUGAGUACGGUAUCAAACAUGGGCCCGUGGUCGGUUCGACACGACAACUGUACGAAAAGAAGCUGAAGGAAGUCAUGGCCAAGGAUGCCAAAGGGAAGCCCUCCUCUGACAAGACUUACUACAGAGAGGAGCAGGAAGAGGUUACUUAUGUCCACUAUCGCACUCCGCCAAAAAAUGAAAACUUUGGUGAUGGUUCUUUCCAGAGGCGCUAUACAAGUCCAGGGUAUACUGGGGAAUCUCCGAUGGACUAUGAGUUCCAACCCAGCUUCCACAGAACAGAACCUGUUUACAGUCACGUGUCGCGCUCAAAGCCCCCUCCUCUAAAACUUUCCCGAGACGGCCCUAGCAAGGAGAGCGCUCCUGCUCACACUCGCUUCAUUCCACUUUGGUUCCAGUUUCUCGUGUUUUUGGGUGUGGCUGCCUUCUUGUACUUCGUCUUUACAAAUAUGGAAACACCAGAGAGCAACCCCUUUGUAAGCAAACUGGAAUGAUUCUUUUUUAAAUAGCCCAUCAACUAUCCAAACUACCAUUUUUAUUGUAACCAGUAUGCAUAUAGAUCUUAAAUGAGGACAAAUAUGAAAAUUUUUAGUUUAAGUCAAUGAUGCAAUGAGUUUUUCAAUUUUUUUUUUUAAAUGUAGUAUCACCUACUGUUACCAUUACUGAAGAAAUCCAUUAAUCUGCUGCAAGCAUUCUGUUCAGUCAUUUUUAAAAGUUUUUUUUUGUAAUGCUGUCACUACACCGUACAUGUGCCUUAUUUUUUUAUUAAAGGAACUGUUUGUAUGAAUAUAAUGCAGUGUUUCAGAAAAUUUAAAGGGCAGUUAACAGGAUAGGGUUUAAAUGGAUGUUUAGUCAUUUUUGACUCUUUAUUUGUAAAUAUUUUUUGUGUGAAGCAGUUAUAUAGAAAAGUAUGCUGGAUCAGUGUUGUUUUUUUUUUUUUUAAAAAUUUGCACAUGGUAUUAAGCCAGUGCAGCCUUGAGAGGUUUGUCAGCCAGAGAGCAUCAGCUGGCUGCUGCUGCAGAAUCACCUCACACUCCCAGAUCUUCCAGCUGUCUGCAGUGAGUUUGAUGGGUAGCACAAUGCCUCCAAGUAAUUAAUUUUUAGAUUUUUAAAAAAUAAACCAUUAUAUAAAAUUGGAGAAUUAUUUUGUGUAUAUCUGCUAAUAAUUAACUGUAAUUAAGUAGAUGUCUUAAACGGUUGGUGGACAAUCCGAAUAAAUAUACUGCAGUUGCCAGUAUUGAAAAAUGUUUGAGAGGGAACAACAAAAAGCUUUUCAAAGUGAUCCACAGCCUUGCAUUCUACUGUAUCAGUGCUGAACUUAAUUGCAUUUAAGAGCUUUGAACACCUGCUUCCCUCAACAAUUAAUAGCUAAAUUUUAUUUGCUCUACCAUUUGAUGAUUAGUAGUAAGUAAUAGUGCUUCUGUGGUGUUUAUUUAGAGUAGGAUGGUUUCUUCAUCAAAUAGUGUCAGACCUCAAUUUUUUAAACCUGACCUCUGACUGUGUGAAAGGGGGUUUGGCUUUCAGUUACUGCAGCUUUUGUCAGAGUAAUAUACUUAUGAGAACUAAGAAUAAAAGAGGAAAUGAAGGCUUUAACUUAAACUGAGCAUAAGUAACUACGCUUCAGUUUUUACUGGUACAGGAGAACCCUAGUUCACAUCAGCUGUUUUUUUAAAAAAAAAAAAGAUUUACAAUAACAGUAAAAAUCAGUUUUCAUUGCCAGUGAAGUUGAGCUACUAAAUCUUUUCUUACAUAACUUAAAUCAGUAAGCUCUAGAAGUUAAACAUUUGGAUGGUUUUAGUGAGUUGUGCUUGGUAACUAACUUUUCAGCCAUGCAGUGUAUACCAGUUUGCAAUAAAAAAAAAAAAAAAAUAAUUGUUUUGUAUGGCAGCUGUUACUUACCAUUUUUUGCAGUUAAUGCUGUAUGUUCAGUGCAGGUGUGGCCCUGUCUCUUCUCCUUUGACCUUGUUAAUAUGUUACUUACCGUUUCCUUUGUCUAAUGUUUGCUUAACAUUCAGCUGUAUAUUUUCUGAUUGCAUUUUCACUUGUGCAGCAAAACAAAGCAUAUAUAUCAAAUUUUUCACUAGACUUGUUUUUCAAAAAUGUAAAGAUUUUCUGCAAUUAAAUUUGAAUCUUUGAAGUUUUUAAAUACAAGAUUAAAACAAGGAAUGACAUUUAGCAUGGUAUAUACCAAUGCUAUAUUUAAUAGCCACCUUAACACCAUUCCAAGGGAAACUUGCUGUAAAUCAUGAAGAUUAUAGGUGCUAUGUGUCAAAGUCUGACUACAGGGGCAAUAAGCAGUUAGUCAGCCCAAUAUCUGAGUGAAAGCAGUAUAUUUCCUUUGAGAAAUUAGUGGAUGCGGGUAACAAACUUUCGAUUUACGGGCAGCUCAAGGUUUUUCAAGGGAUAUGAAACACCUUCACCCAUGUUGCUACCUUAUUUUUACUUUUUGCUUCUGCAAAAUAUUGCCAAUAAAGUUGAAGGAAAGCCAGUGGACAUUUCUGGUGUGGAGUGGUAUAUGAACCAC
Molecule: messenger RNA, 2678 nt
Organism: Scleropages formosus (Asian bonytongue)
Lineage: Eukaryota; Metazoa; Chordata; Actinopteri; Osteoglossiformes; Osteoglossidae
Gene: emd
Product: emerin
Exons: 7
Coding region: 109-648 (179 amino acids)
Source: RefSeq, a predicted model, not a curated record